This is a messenger RNA of Cucurbita pepo subsp. pepo (vegetable marrow), 3129 nucleotides long. RefSeq names its product protein unc-13 homolog. The record is from RefSeq and is a predicted model, not a curated record. Lineage: Eukaryota; Viridiplantae; Streptophyta; Magnoliopsida; Cucurbitales; Cucurbitaceae.
AUGGGGUACAGCCACAACGUCCGCCGUGAGUCUCUCUCCGGGUUCCUCUCCGUCGCCCGGCCGGACUAUCACGUCGACGUUUUCGAGAACGAUCUAGUGUGGCCAUUUAACAAACUCGACGGAAUUGACCGUGAUGACGUCCGGGAAACCGCCUACGAGAUCUUCUUCACGGCUUGCCGCUCCGCGCCGGGCUUUGGAGGUCGGAACGCUCUCGCAUUUUACUCCUCUUCUAAUCCUGAAAAUGGUGGCAAUGGAGAUGGGCCGUCGGGGCCGAAGACAAAUGCGGUGGUGAUGACGCCGACUAGUCGGAUCAAACGUACACUUGGGUUGAAAAUCUUGAAACGAUCACCAUCGAGAAGAAUGUCGUCCGGUGGGAGUAGUGGCUCUAACCCGUCGUCUCCUAGCUCCCAUAGCUCCAAUGGGUCGAGCCCAAAUUUUUCAUAUACUCUGCCGUCGCCGAGACCUCGCCGGCCAAUGACAUCGGCGGAGAUUAUGAGACAUCAAAUGAAGGUCACAGAACAGAGUGAUAAUCGGCUUAGGAAGACCCUGAUGAGGACUCUUGUUGGCCAAAUGGGAAGACGAGCAGAGACCAUAAUUCUUCCAUUGGAGCUUCUACGCCAUUUAAAGCCAUCGGAAUUCAAUGAUGCAAAUGAGUAUCAUUUAUGGCAGAAGCGGCAGCUCAAGAUCUUAGAGGCAGGGCUUCUUCUUCACCCUUCGAUUCCACUUGAUAAAUCAAACACAUUUGCAAUGCGUCUUAGAGAGAUCAUUCGUGGGUGUGAAUCAAAGCCAAUUGACACAGGGAAGAACUCUGAUACAAUGAGAACGCUUUGCAAUUCUGUGGUGUCAUUGUCUUGGCGCAGUGCCAAUGGGACACCAACCGAUGUAUGUCAUUGGGCUGAUGGCUUCCCUCUCAACAUUCAUAUCUAUGUUGCUCUUCUUCAAGCCAUUUUCGAUUCGAGGGACGAGACGUUAGUACUCGACGAGGUCGACGAACUUCUCGAACUAAUGAAGAAAACAUGGUCGACACUCGGAAUCACAAGGCCGAUUCAUAAUGUGUGUUUUACUUGGGUGUUGUUCCAACAGUAUGUUGUGACAGCACAGCUUGAGCCAGACCUUCUAUGUGCAGCUCAUGCCAUGUUAGCAGAAGUAGCGAAUGACGCGAAGAAGCCGGAUCGAGAAGCGAUGUACGUUAAGCUUUUGACGUCGGUAUUAUCGUCGAUGCAGGGUUGGGCGGAGAAGAGGUUACUUCAUUACCAUGAUUACUUCCAGAAGGGGACAAUUGGUCAGGUGGAAAACCUUCUUCCCUUGGCGCUAUCAGCUUCCAAGAUUCUUGGAGAAGAUGUCACUAUCACAGAAGGUACAGGAAAAAACGAGGGAGAUGUCCUUGUCAUCGACUCGUCCGGUGAUCGUGUCGAUUAUUACAUCCGGAGUUCGAUGAGGAAUGCAUUUGAGAAGGUACUUGAGAAUGGGAAGCUUAUUAAGGAAGAAGCGAGUGAGGCAGCGAGUGAGGUGAGCGAUGUGAGCGAAGCGAGCGAGGCACUGGUCGAGUUGGCGAAAGAAACCGAGGAUUUGACAUUAAAAGAGAGGGAAAGCUUCAGUCCUAUACUAAAGAAAUGGCAUCCAAGUGCAGUGGGAGUAGCAGCAGCUACAUUGCAUAACUGCUAUGGUAGCAUGUUGAAGCAAUACUUAACCGGGGUGGCGACGUUAACGAGCGAGACAAUCGGUGUAUUACAUAGAGCAGGAAAGCUAGAGAAGGUACUCGUUCAAAUGGUUGUUGAGGAUUGCGCCGACUGCGACGACGGCGGGAAGGCGAUCGUUCAAGAGAUGGUUCCUUUUGAAGUAGAGACCAUCAUAAUGAACCUAAUGAAGAAAUGGGUGGAUGAGAGGGUAAAGAAACAAAGGGAGUGUGUUAAGAGAGCUAAAGAAUCAGAGAGUUGGAACCCGAGGUCGAAAACCGAGCCAUACGCGCAGUCGGGUGUCGAGUUAAUGAAGUUAGCUAAGGAAACAGUGGAGGAAUUGUUUGAAAUUGGUAUUGGAGUGAGUGAAGAACUGGUUGAAGAUGUAGCCUCUGGUUUAGAAUCAAUGUUCCAAGAUUACAUCAGUUUUGUGGCAUCAUGUGGUUCAAAACGGAGCUACCUCCCACAGCUUCCGCCGCUAACUCGUUGUAACCGAGACUCCAAGUUGAUCCAGCUAUGGAAGAAAGCUACCCCUUGCAGCGUGGUGGGCGAAGACAUGAUACUCCAUAUUGAUGGCCAUCACGCCCGCCCCUUGACAAGCCGUGGCACUCAGCGGCUAUACAUUCGCCUAAACACACUGCAUUAUAUAUACUCUCACUUACAUUCCUUACACAAACUCCUAUCCCUUUCAUCAACAAAAUCCUCAUACUUUGAGCUAGCAAACUCGGCCAUUGAAUCCGCUUGUGUUCAUGUCUCCGAAGUAGCUGCUUAUCGAAUGGUAUUCCUCGAUUCAAGUUCAGUGUUGUACAACGCGUUAUAUGCAGGCGAUGUCGCCAAUGCGCGACUUCGUCCAGCCUUGCGUGUCUUAAAGCACAACCUGACCUUAUUGUGUGCCAUAGUGACGGAUAGAGCACAAGCCUUGGCAAUGAAAGAAGUAAUGAGAGCCUGUUUUGAAGCGUUUUCGAUGGUUCUUCUUGCUGGAGGAGCGUCGAGGGUGUACUAUCGUUCCGAUCACGACAUGAUUCAUGAGGACUUUCAAAGCUUGAAGAAAUUGUUCUGUGCUUGUGGAGAGGGAUUGAUUGCGGAGAAUGUCGUCGACCGAGAAGCCGAUGCGGUCGAAGGAGUCAUAGCAUUGAUGAACCAAUGUACUGAACAAUUGGUGGAGGAUUUUAGCGUUGUGACUUGUGAAACGAGUGGGAUAGGAGUUGUGGGGUCUGGACAAAAGCUACCUAUGCCUCCGACCACGGGACGGUGGAACCGAGCCGAUCCGAACACCAUUUUACGCGUAUUGUGCCACCGUAAUGAUCGAGCUGCGAACCAGUUCUUGAAGAAAACAUUCCAAUUAGCUAAAAGAAGAUAGAAAAGCAGAGAGGGACAACAGAGAUAGAGAGUUUGUGUGUGUGUGUAUUAUUCCAACUUUCAAUUAAGUUUGGGAAAUACAGAGACAUUGAGG